Pyricularia pennisetigena is the source of this 1902-nucleotide messenger RNA. RefSeq lists its product as uncharacterized. The transcript has 8 exons. The record is from RefSeq and is a predicted model, not a curated record. Gene Ontology annotation, molecular function: ATP-dependent protein folding chaperone; heat shock protein binding; ATP hydrolysis activity. Gene Ontology annotation, biological process: vesicle-mediated transport; cellular response to unfolded protein; protein refolding. The annotation marks the transcript as partial. Gene Ontology annotation, cellular component: plasma membrane; cytosol; cytoplasm. Lineage: Eukaryota; Fungi; Ascomycota; Sordariomycetes; Magnaporthales; Pyriculariaceae.
UUUUUCAAUCUUGCUUCAGUUCUGUCACAAGUUGAAAAGCCCAAAACCAUCGCAAAGAUGUCGACAGAAGUUUAUGACGGUGCCAUUGGCAUCGACUUGGGUACCACCUACUCUUGCGUUGCCACCUACGAGGGCAGCAAUGUCGAGAUCAUUGCCAACGAGCAGGGUAGCUUCACCACUCCCUCGUUCGUCUCUUUCACCGAGAAUGAGCGUCUCAUCGGUGAGGCGGCCAAGAACCAGGCUGCCAUGAACCCGGCCAACACCGUCUUCGAUGUCAAGCGUCUGAUCGGUCGCCGCUUCGAUGACCCCACCGUCAAGAAGGACAUGGAGUCGUGGCCCUUCAAGGUCGUUGAGGAGGAUGGCAACCCCAAGGUUGAGGUUGAGUACCUCGGCUCUACCCACAAGUUCUCUCCUCAGGAGAUCUCGGCCAUGGUUCUGGUCAAGAUGAAGGAGAUUGCCGAGGCCAAGAUCGGCAAGAAGGUUGAGAAGGCCGUUAUCACUGUCCCGGCCUACUUCAACGACAACCAGCGUCAGUCCACCAAGGACGCCGGUGCCAUCUCUGGCCUUAACGUCCUCCGUAUCAUCAACGAGCCCACGGCCGCUGCCAUUGCCUACGGUCUCGGCUCCGGCAAGUCUGAGAAGGAACGCAACGUCCUGAUCUACGAUCUCGGCGGUGGUACCUUCGAUGUCUCUCUCCUGAACAUCCAGGGCGGUGUCUUCACCGUCAAGGCUACUGCUGGUGACACCCACUUGGGUGGCCAGGACUUCGACACCAACCUGUUGGACCACUGCAAGAAGGACUUCCAGAGGAAGACCAAGAAGGACCUGUCUGGUGACGCCCGUGCUCUCCGUCGUCUCCGUACCGCUUGCGAGCGUGCCAAGAGGACUCUGUCCAACGGCACCCAGACCACUCUCGAGAUCGAUUCGCUGUUCGACGGCGAGGACUUCAGCCUGCAGAUCACCAGGGCCAAGUUUGAGGAGCUCAACCAGGCUGCUUUCAAGGGUACCCUUGAGCCCGUUACCCAGGUCCUCAAGGACGCUGGUGUCGACAAGGCCGCUGUCGACGAGAUCGUCCUGGUCGGAGGAUCUACCCGUAUUCCCAAGAUCCAGAAGCUUCUGUCCGACUACUUCGGAGGCAAGAAGCUCGAGAAGAGCAUCAACCCCGAUGAGGCCGUUGCCUACGGUGCUGCCGUCCAGGCCGGCAUCCUGUCCGGCAAGGCUACCUCGGCCGAGACUGCCGACCUCCUGCUUCUGGACGUCGUUCCCCUGUCGCUUGGUGUUGCUAUGGAGGGCAACAUCUUCGCUCCUGUUGUUCCCCGCGGAACGACUGUCCCGACUCUCAAGAAGCGUUCAUUCACAACUGUUGCCGACCAGCAACAAACAGUGCAGUUCCCUGUCUACCAAGGCGAGCGGACCAACUGCAGCGAGAACGUCUCGCUUGGAGAGUUCACUCUGGCUCCCAUCCCGCCCAUGCGCGCUGGCGAGCCUGUCCUUGAGGUUGUCUUCGAGGUUGACGUGAACGGUAUCCUCAAGGUCACUGCGACUGAGAAGACCUCAGGCCGCAGUGCCAACAUCACCAUCGCCAACUCUGUUGGCAAGCUUUCGACAAGCGAGAUUGAGAACAUGAUCAGCGAGGCCGAGAAGUACAAGAGCAACGACGAGGAGUUCACCAAGAAGCACGAGGCAAAGCAGCAGCUCGAGUCGUAUAUUGCCAGGGUUGAGGACAUCAUUUCGGACCCCACAAUGUCGCUCAAGCUCAAGCGCGGACAGAAGGAGAAGAUUGAGAACUCGCUUAGCGAGGCCAUGGCACAGCUCGAGCUUGGUGAGAGCACAGCUGACGACCUGAAGAAGAAGGAGCUCGCCCUCAAGCGUGCCGUCACCAAGGCCAUGUCUUCCCGCUAA